Neomonachus schauinslandi (Hawaiian monk seal) is the source of this 445-nucleotide messenger RNA. Its product is annotated as serum amyloid A-2 protein-like. The coding region runs from base 1 to 291 and encodes 96 amino acids. Lineage: Eukaryota; Metazoa; Chordata; Mammalia; Carnivora; Phocidae. The record is from RefSeq and is a predicted model, not a curated record. The transcript has 2 exons. Gene Ontology annotation, cellular component: extracellular region.
AUGGUGAGAGCUUACUCUGACAUGAGAGAAGCCAAUUACAAAAAUUCUGACAAAUACUUCCAUGCCCGGGGGAACUAUGAUGCUGCACAAAGGGGCCCUGGGGGUGCCUGGGCUGCUAAAGUGAUCAGCGAUGCCAGAGAGAAUUCUCAGAGAGUCACAGACCUUUUUAAGUUUGGAGACAGCGGCCACGGAGUAGAGGACUCAAAGGCUGACCAGGCUGCCAAUGAAUGGGGCCGGAGUGGCAAAGACCCCAACCAUUUCCGUCCUCCUGGCCUGCCUGAGAAGUACUGAGCUUCCCCUUGGCUCUGCCCUUGGGAGAUGGGCUGUGAGACCCCUGAAGGCAGGAACAGUUGCUGAGUUAGAGUUACUGAAUUCUAUAUCCUUCCUACUCAAUACUUUAUAAAGAGCACAUAAAAAAUGUUUAAUAAAUGCUUGUGAAAUUCAA